CUUUCUUUCUGGUCGAUCCAUCGUGUUUUUACUUCAUUUGGCCACAAAUUUACUUCUUUUUCUACGCGUUUCCAUGAAUUUCUAGGAUUAAAGUUCGCGUUUUUGUACUCAAUGGUUUGAGGAUGUCUUCAACGUGUCCGUAUAUGCUUGCAAAGACCUCGCAGCUCGUGACUGCAGCGCGAAUUACAAGUCAAAAUGAGCACUUUAAAGAGGGGCUGACAUCGAACAUGAUCGUUCAAAAACUUUCCAAAAUUAGCACGAACCUAAAGACAUUGAAAAUCGAAAGCAGUGGAUAUUUUAGACCGCCGAGGUUGUCUUUGAAGGAUGUCUGCGGCGUCGCGAGCAAUAUUUGCCAUCAGAUCAAAGAGCAGAAACUAUUGGAUUUGUUUCCAGAAGGAAGUGUACACGAAACUUAUUAUAAUAUUGACUUUGAAGAAAAGGGUUCUUUAAACGAAGACACAUCGGGUUGCAACGAUUCCUUAAGCGUGCAAAAUAAGAACAUAUUGUGCGAGAAAACGGAAAAAUAUUUUGCGCAAUACGGCAUUUCAGAAGAUGAACUGCAUAGCUGUGCAAAGGAAAUUAAGAAUAUGAAAACGAAUCGAUGGUUGCUGGAACAAAACGAACACAAAACAGAGGAAGGUUGGGUGAAGUUUCUACAACAGAAAGAUUUGUUGGUUUGGAGAAGACCUUUGAAUAAAGAUGGUUUAUAUCAGUACAAAGUUUUUGGCACAUUUUUUGAUAUUUCAUCUGAGGCAUUCUUCAAGUCUCAAAUUGACCUUCAGUACAGGAAGUCCUGGGAUAAAUAUGCAAUCUCUCUGGAUAUCAUUGACAAGUCGUCAGAAUGUGGCAGCGAAGUCGUUCACUGGGUCACAAAAUUUCCAUAUCCUUUGAAAAGUCGAGAUUACGUUUUCGUUCGAAGAGCUCAGAUUGACGAUUUAUCGAACACGAUGGUUCUUGUUUCCAGAGCUUCGAGCCACGAAGAAUGCCCUGAAAGUGAAGAAUAUAUUCGCGUUAAAGAUUACGCUUCGCAAAUGGUGGUCAGACCUCACGGAGCUUUUCACCAGCCUGGAUUUGAUUACGUUCUCAUUUAUCACGAUGACUCUCGGGUGAAUGUUCCAAAGUUCUGUGUCAAUAUGAUUACUGGAUCAGCUGUUCCAGACUUUGUGAAGACGUUGCACGAUGCUGCAGCCAAUAUGAAGACGUUAUGAUCAAGUUUUUACAAGCAGAAAACUACAGCUCAAAAUUACUGUAGAUUAUUGUUUUGAGACAAUUUGUGAACAAUAAAAAGCGUAGUGAUAGAAAA
Dendronephthya gigantea is the source of this 1303-nucleotide messenger RNA. RefSeq names its product stAR-related lipid transfer protein 7, mitochondrial-like. The transcript has 9 exons. The record is from RefSeq and is a predicted model, not a curated record. Gene Ontology annotation, molecular function: lipid binding. Bases 123 to 1208 code for a protein of 361 amino acids. Lineage: Eukaryota; Metazoa; Cnidaria; Anthozoa; Malacalcyonacea; Nephtheidae.